Cyprinodon variegatus (sheepshead minnow) is the source of this 2898-nucleotide messenger RNA. RefSeq names its product E2F transcription factor 2 (gene e2f2). Gene Ontology annotation, cellular component: RNA polymerase II transcription regulator complex. Gene Ontology annotation, biological process: regulation of transcription by RNA polymerase II. NCBI's taxonomy places the organism in Eukaryota, Metazoa, Chordata, Actinopteri, Cyprinodontiformes, Cyprinodontidae. Gene Ontology annotation, molecular function: RNA polymerase II cis-regulatory region sequence-specific DNA binding; DNA-binding transcription factor activity, RNA polymerase II-specific; protein dimerization activity. Bases 226 to 1560 code for a protein of 444 amino acids. The transcript is spliced from 8 exons. The record is from RefSeq and is a predicted model, not a curated record.
CUUCUUCUGUUGUAUGGAGAGUUUUGACCUGCGCUGUUUGGACACCAGGCUUGGAGAGGAUCCGAUUCCGUUUCAGUCACAUUCUUUAAUCUGGAUCCGAACCCAGACAAGAUUUACCGAAUUACUGGAUGUGCAAAUGUGCUGAUUUAUAAGCAGAUUUAUAAUAACUGCUCACUGCUCGAUUAUUCCUCCACCGCACCGAUCCGGUUCUAUUAACCCAGGAAAAUGAUGCGGAUGCCCAGAGGCGUCUCUCCCGCACCGGCCCGGCCGCCGGUGGGGCUCUCCUGCUCCCAGAAUAAGAUGAAGAUUGUGUCCAGCGGCGGAGUGAAGGGCGAGCUCUUCUGCACCGGACUGUCCAGCCCGCCGAUCAGCACGGUACCGGUCGGAUACUUCACCCAGAUCAGCAACACAGCGGCCGAACAAAGAGGCAACAGUCUGUACUCAACCCCCCACGGACCGGACGCGAAGCCCAUCAGGUCGUCCACCGGGCGGCUGCCGGCAAAAAGGAAGCUGGACCUGGAGGACCCUCUCUACCUGCCGGAGUUCAGGACACCUAAAGGCAAAAGCAGCUUCGUAACAGGACUUCAAAGCCCACGAACUCCAAAGUCUCCAGGGGAGCGGACGCGGUACGACACAUCGUUGGGCCUGCUGACCAAGAAGUUUGUGGGUCUGAUCGCAGAGUCUCCUGAUGGAGUUCUGGAUCUCAACUGGGCCACUGAAGUCCUGGAGGUCCAGAAGAGGCGGAUCUAUGACAUCACCAAUGUCCUAGAAGGGGUCCAGCUCAUCCGAAAGAAGUCGAAGAACAACAUCCAGUGGCUGAUGGGAAAUGUUUUUGAAGGCGGUGCUGCUGGGGGAGAAAAGGCCUUUGCUCUCCGGAGAGAAUUGGGGGACCUGGAGAAAGUGGAGAAAUCCCUGGAUGAGCUGAUCCAGUCCAGCACCACUCAGCUCAAACAGCUCACAGAGUUCAAAGACAGUCAGAGUUUGGGCUAUGUGACGUACCAGGACAUCCGCUCCAUCAGCAGCCUCCGAGACCAGACGGUCAUCGCUGUUAAAGCUCCUGCUGAGACAAAGCUGGAGGUGCCAGACACUGCUGGGCAGGGCUCAUUACAGAUCUAUUUAAAGAGUAGGAAUGGGCCUAUAGAAGUGUACCUGUGUCCUGAAGAAGGGCUUGAAGAUGUCAGUCCGGUUAAGAGGGAUGUCACCCCUAAAAAGGAAAACAUGGAAAUACCUGUUACCACCCCACUAACACAAUCAAACCAGAGUGUCAAAGAGGAAGCUGAUGAAGUGAGUAUAUCCACUCCAGCUGCAGCCGCUGCCUCAGCUGCCAGUUCGGCCCCCCCGCUGCUCGACGUCGAGGGGCUUCUGGGUCUUCCUCCGAGUCUGCUACAGAUCACAGAGGACCAGCUGCCGGGCACCUCGUUCACCUCAGACCCCAACACUCCCUUUGUCUGCUUCUCUCCGCCUUUAGACCACAGCGACUACCUCUGGAGCCUGGAGGAUACCGAGGGGGUGUCGGACUUCUUCGACUCCUACGACCUCGGAGAUUUAUUGAAAAGCUGAGAUUGAAAAUAAAGAAGAGGUUGGGAAAUAUUUAAAUGAAUGCCUGAUCGGGGCAAAAUAAUAUUACACUAUGAAGCCAUUGCUUAUUUUUAUUUCUUUAGAGAAGGUUGUUGGAUUUACAGUGUAAAUCGUUUGAACGUAUUGUAAGGGGCGACGAUGGAACAUAGAGGUAAUUCUACUCAAAAACAUGGAGAAAAUUUAGAAUGAUGGGGGGUUAUCUAGGAAUAUUUUUAGUGUGCUAAGAAUAUUAGAAUCAAUUAAAUAUCAGAGAAGGAGGAACUUCAGUGUGCAUACCAUUUCAUGUGGAGAAUUUUAUGACACAUACGCUAGUAUGAGGCAGUGUUCAAUGUGAGCAACUCAGGGUUUUUUUUUUCUUUCUUCAAAGCCUAAAAGGAUUUGACCUGUAGGGGGCAGUAUUGUACUGUCAGCUUUAACUCUGGUACAGCUUUACAGGAUUUAAUCACUGGAUAGAAGUUAAGCUGUACUCACAGGAGUGUUUACAUUCAGAUUUCUUUUUCUUUUUCCCAUAAAUUACCAAAAGCUGUGAUUCAGUCCAGCCUCUCUUCCACAGGCUUUACAAAGAUGUCUGUAGGAAAUCUGUGCAGGGAUAUUGGACGUACUGUGACGGAUUUUAAAGGUGCUCAUGCUGUUUCUUUCCAAUCAGUUUUCAUUUUCUCUGCAUGUUAAAAAUCAAGUCUUUUGUGUUUGGUGCCAAAACUGCUGAUUGACCCAAAGUCCUGUUUAAUGAUAGAAAACGCAAUCACAGACUCUAUGGUUUGGCAGCUUUGAUUCUAAUCCCCCCCCUCUAAUCGGACUCCAGUUUCAGAUGUAAUAUAAUAUUCCUGGAUUUCCAAGUUCAAGAUCACUAUUUCUAGCGAAAUAAUCUGAAAUCAACUAAAUAAGGCACCUGUGGUACAGGUGUGGUGGAGGUGGAGUUUUAUUAAACGUUUUAUUUGGAAGCGUUCUGGAGAUUUGAGCAUUUGAAUUUCAUUGUGAAGUUGAAUUUUUUGGCUUUUCCUCUAAACCUCAGAGAUAAGCUACCAGUCCUGUCCUAACGAAACUUGAAAACUGUGCUUGUGUGUUUGGCAGCUUGGUAAAUGGGUGUCAUGGUGUGUUUGUUUGCGUGUGAGGUUUUUAUUUUAAAUAUAGAGUAGAGAAUGUCAUUUGAAAAUGUGUAGAAUAUUUUUUUCUCCAAUGAGCAUUAUUUUUAGGUAUUUGUACAUAAAUUAAUUUGUAUUUAUACCUUUUUUUUUCAAGUUUUUUUGGAUUGUUUGACCUUGGUAAAACUUGCAGCACUUAAUAUUUUGUAAUAUUGCGUGUUCUGUUUGAAGUUAAGAA